AGUCCCGCAUUAUUUUUAAGGUCACGGUUGACGUCUUCACCUUUGUUUAAAGUUUAUAUCAUUAAAUGUACCGUAAAAUGACUAAAGUUCAGCGGGUUCACUGUUUAUGUUAUGCUAAACCUGUUCGCCGUUGACAGCUGGUCGGCAGGUGGCGCACGGCGGAAGUUGUGGGAUUAAUAUCAACCGUCGUCAGUUUAAUUUGGGACGCAGCACGGGCAAAACUAGCUCUGGAGUGGGUGUUUGUUUGAUAUAAAUUGUAGUCUACUUUCAUUUACUACAUAUUCCUUCCCAUAAAAGUCGUCUAUAUAAACCAUUGUACCCGUAUCGCCCUCAAAACGCUCCAGCGGCUGUGUUAGUGAGUAUUUUAUUUUGAAAAUCCAGCCACCGGAAGCGUCAUUUAUCAGUUAUACAGGCUUGACAGUAGCUACACAGGCACAUCAGCUGUACAUGCGAGAGGAAUACUGACCUAAUUAAUUGCACAGGGGACAACAACAGAAACGACGACACAACACAACGCAGCGACCUACCGGAGAGAAUGACAUUUUUCUUGUAACUCAGCCAGAAGAUACUGUGCGUGGGACUUGGUGUCAUUACAGAGAAAGCUCCACCAACCUGUCUGCCUAGGAGCCAAUACAGAGCUGACAAGCGUACUAUUGACUGCUGCGACUGAGAGAUUGGACGAGGAGGAAGAAACAGCCAAAGAGACAGAGAGAGAGAGAGAGAGAGAAAGCUUUUCCUCUCUGGAUAUAAGGGGGUUUUUGGUCACAGAGAUCAUUGUUUUGCAGACGCUUCUCACGGGAAAAGUAGCCAUUGAAAUGUCUAUAAUGGCCGAGCUGUCAUCAGCCCAGGUGACCGAGUGCACCUGAGCAGUACUGGGGCUGCACACACUCAAAGUCACCACCAGCCUGUGGGCAUUUAGUGCGCAGUUAAAGAGCAAAUCUACUGUGUUACAGAUUGAACAACGUGACUGAAUCCCUCACAUUUUUUUGUCCGGAUAUUUUUACCUGGAGGUUGGUUUUUUUUUUGUUUUUUUUUUUGGUGGCUUACCUGCAAGAGGAAAAACAGGCUCAGGAGGACUAAUGACGUUACAGAUGACUGUUUGUGGAUUUGGGAUUUACUGAGCUGUUGAUUAUAGCACACGAGAAGGCUGUUAGGACUCAAGCGUCCAUGUGCAGGAAUGCAGAUCCACGUAUGGAGACAGACCAUACAGUGUAGCGUUUGAGCAGCUGAGCCCGUGAAGGCCCCAGUGACGGCCAUGUUGGAUCUCUUCCUCAGACUGCUGGUGUCGACCCGUCUUCACCCGUCGCCUCACAGCACCUGGCUGCCAACCUAACUCCUCGCUCCCUCUCUCUUCCCCACAUCUCUUUCUUCCACCGCCUGGCCGGGAGAAAGGUCCUUGGUCCUUGUGGAAAAUGUCCUAUGCACACCACAAGCUGCUCACCUGGAGCUUACCUCACCUCCUCCUCCUCCCGCUGACCUACCUCUUGCUCUUAGCUUCUCCCACAGGUGUGUCUGCAAAUCUCUGCCGGGUGACUGGCGGGGUGCUGGGGAUCCACUGGAGCAGCAUCGUCAGCCUCGGGUGGCACUCUCUGGCAAAUGGGAGAGGCGGGGCGACAUGCUGGGAGUCCUGCUGUUUGAACCCAAGCUGCAGUGCCGUGUGGAGCCUUGGCGGGCAAUGUGUGCUUCUCAGCUGCUCGCGGAAGAGGGGCUGCCCAAUCACCUCCCUGCCCCAGCCCUACCAGGAGUCCCUCGGCCUCCUUCAGCUGCUCUCAAAGGGUCCUGUCAUCACAGCAAAACGUCGAAGACUUCGUCACGCACAGCAUGCAGGAAGCCACACACUGGACACAGAACCCCUUACCCGCACGGACAGUCCCAAACUGGAAACCGCUCACCUAACUCCAGCAGUACCCAGCACUAGUACACUUCUCCAGACAGCCCAAAAGAACCUUAGCCAGGUAGCCAACGGGAGUGCAGACGUCGCUCCAGCUCCAUCACAGCAGAACUCAACGGCGGACAGCACCGUUGAUACUCCUGCGUCUUCCAAUGGCAGUGAUGUCAGCACACCCACAGCCACAACUGCAGCUGCUAUCAUCACAACUCCAACACAGGCUGUGAGGGAGCUGGUGGUGUCAGCAGGAGAGAGUGUGGAGGUCACGCUGCCCCGCAACGACAUUGAGCUCAACGCCUUUGUCGUCCCACCACCCCCGCCAGGGACAAGCUAUGCAUUUGACUGGCGUCUGAUAACUCAUCCCAAAGAUUACAGUGGGGAGAUGGAAGGGAAGCACAGCAAGUCGCUGAAACUCAGCAAGCUGACUGUGGGUCUGUAUGAGUUUGAGGUGACAGUGGACGGGGAGGGGGCCCAUGGAGAAGGUUAUGUCAAUGUCACAGUCAAACCAGAACCGCGGGUAAACAAGCCUCCUGUUGCCGUAGUUUCCCCCAAGUUCCAGGAGAUCUCCUUGCCAACCAGUUCCACGGUCAUAGACGGCAGCCAGAGCACAGAUGAUGACAAGGUGGUGGCGUGGCACUGGGAAGAGGUGAAAGGUCCCCUGAGGGAGGAGAAGGUCUCUGCCGACACCCCUGUCCUCACCCUCACCAGCCUGGUGCCUGGGAACUACACAUUCAGUUUAACAGUGACAGACUCAGACGGAGCCACAAACUCGACACAGGCCACACUUUUAGUCAACAAAGCCAAGGAUUACCGGCCUGUGGCUAAUGCCGGCCCUAACCAGGUCAUCCAGUUGCCACACAACUCCAUCACUCUGAACGGGAGCCUAAGUACAGACGACCAUGACGACCUGUCCUAUGAGUGGUCCCUCAGCCCCGCGAGUAAAGACAAGGUGGUGGAGAUGCAGGGCGUACGGACGCCGAUCUUGCAGCUGUCAGCCAUGCAGGAGGGAGACUACACCUUCCAGCUGACCGUGACGGACUCAGCCGGACAGCAGGACACCGCCCAGGUCACUGUCAUUGUGCGGCCAGAAAACAACAAGCCGCCAGUAGCAGACGCAGGACCGGAGAAAGAGCUGACGCUGCCUGUCGAUCGCACCACACUGGAUGGUAGUAAGAGCAGCGAUGACCAGAAGAUAGCAACCUACCACUGGAAACAAACCAAGGGUCCUGAUGGUGUGGAGAUUGAAAAUGCAGACAGUGCUGUUGCCACGGUGACAGGUCUGGAGGUCGGCACGUACGAGUUCACCCUGACUGUAACUGAUGAGAGGAAGCUGCAAAGUAGCGACGCUGUCACAGUUAUCGUCAGAGAAGAGCUGGACCAGCCUCCAGUGGCUCGCGUUGUGUCGAGCCCACCCAUCAGUCUGCCUGCCAGGACUGGCACUCUAGAUGGAUCUCACUCCACUGAUGACAAAGGUGGAGUCAGCUACCUGUGGACCAGAGAUGAUAGCAGCCCUGCUGCUGGGGAUGUACUGAACAACUCUGACCACCAGGCAGUGCUCUUUCUGGGAAACCUGGUUGAGGGGAAGUACAGCUUCACCCUGACUGUAACUGACAGUAAGGGACAGACCAGCACGGAUAGGGGCACUGUGGAGGUCAAACCAGACAUAUGGGAGCGUGACCUGGUGGAGCUGGUGCUGGAGGUCUCUGUAUCCCAGGUCUCCCACCGUCAGCGCGACAUGCUGCUGCGCCAGGUUGGGGUUCUACUGGGCGUGCUUGACAGUGACAUCAUUGUGCGAGAGAUCAGUGCGUUCAAUGAGCACAGCACUCGUUUGGUCUUCCUGGUGUCAGGCGGUCCAGGGCGCCCUCCCCUGUCGGGACGCAACGUUGCACUUGGCCUCCGCAACAAACUGCGCAAACAGAAGAAUGACUUUCUCAUCUACAAGGCCCGACGAGUGGAUACAGUCAUCUGCCAGCUGAACUGCUCGAGUCACGGUGAGUGUGACUCGUUCACUCGGCGUUGUGUCUGUCACCCUUUCUGGAUGGAGAACUUCAUCAGAGCUCAGCUUGGAGAUGCAGAGAGCAACUGUGAGUGGAGCGUAUUAUAUGUGACAAUAGCAUCCUUCAUGAUUGUGGUUGCCAUAGCAACAGUUGUCUGGGGGAUGGUGUGUUGCUGCAACAGGCGUAAGAGCAAAGUGCGCAGAAGCAAAAGCAGGUAUAAAAUGCUAGAAGCUGAUGAGCAAGACAGCCUGGAGCUACAACCACCAAGAGCUGCACGCUUGAAGCCGGUGCCCGCUCCCACCUCCUCCGCCCUCAUGCACUCGGACUCUGACUUGGACAGUGAUGACGGGCAGGGCGGGGUCCCGUGGACGGAGCAGGAGCGCGGGCAUCUCCUGCGGCCCCAGAACGGCUCCCUGAGGAACGGCCAGGGGCCGGUGAGGGGCAAAAAGCAAAGAGAAGAGCUGCUAUAGCAAGAGAGGAAGGGGGGAGCUCGCCGCUGCCCUCACACGUACACCUCCACCUCCAGCUAUCACGCCCACUCUUUUCCUCACUCCUCCCGUUUCUCUUUUGUUGUUCUUCAACACAGAAACCUCACACCUCUCAUCCAUGAAGACAAACUGUGUGAUACCUGGAUUAAGGAAGAAAAAAGAGGAAAAACAUGCUGGAAACAUGUUGUCCCACUAUCACAGAAAAUACACCACUGUACUAACAUUUCCCUGCUCCCACACUGAGCCACUAUGGAGGAAACACACGCUACCCUGAGAAACAGGGCUGAGCACUGUGCUUUGAAUGGUGUAAAAACAAAACGUAGAUCCCUAUUAUUUAACACAGAGACAUAACGAAUGUACUGUUACCCCUUACGGCGCACGAAGUAGCCUGAGUGACACUUGACUUUCUGGAUUUCAAAACAAAAACUCUGCUUCAACGACACGAAAACCAGCCACUUGACACGCUCACACCUUGCCUCUUGUAGACACGCAUGCACACGCACAAAGACGUCGUAUUCACACUGUUCCAGGUCAACCUGAUGCUACCAAACACUGCCAUGUAAAAAUCAAUGGUUAACUCUGCUCUGAUGAUUUUUCGUUAGUGGCCGACACGGUCGUCGGAAAGGAAAAACACAACCAAAACAAGAGCUACCAACAGCAAAGGACCCUGCUCCAAAUAACAAAAAAAAUUGCAUGAAGAGUGACAGAUUGCAGUUCUGGUACAACUGGAUGCUGGAAUGAUCGUCUGCAUGUUUGUGUGUUGGGUGUAUGUGUGGAUUUUUCUGGCUACUGUGUCAAAAGAUGUUUCUUCAGAGCCAUUUGUAUGUUUUUAUUUCUUUUACCCUGAGGAAGAGUCGCAGGGUUGUCAGCGAUGACACUCAGAGCCAGAAGAUCCUUUAAAAAGAAACGUGUGCUUUUAUUUUGAAGUCGUUGGGACACACUGGAAUACACAACACUAAUGAGUUUAGUCUCAACGGAGAUGAUUACGAGGAGAAGUUCACAACACAACAAAUGGGACUGCUUCCUCACUCACCUCAAUAUGAAUUAAUGUAACAACUGCUUGAAACAUGAAGACCACUUAAGUUUUUGUAUGUUUUUUUUGUUUUGUUUUGUUUUGUUUUACAAACAACUUUCAGGCUGUGAUUAGAUGUUGAUGCACUUUGAUUUCAUGUCUGUCAGCUUCGGUCUCAUUUUUUCUCCUGUUGGUUUAAAAGGGAGAUCUGUGAUGGUUAAAGUUGGAAAAGUUCAGCCAUAAAAAACAGGAUUUAACUGCAUUUAAAAUUAUUUAUUUUCCCGACUUUAAAGGGACAGUUCACCCUAAAACCAAAAAUACAGAUUGUCCCUCUUACCGGAAGUGAUGUUUAUUAGUUUAGACUGUUUUGGUGUGUUAGUCAAGUGUGGAUGGCACUCGGCUUGUGGUGCUUAAAGUGCCAAAAAAUACAUUUGAAAAACUCAACAGCAAUGUCUCUUCCAGAAAUCAUGACCCGCUUACUCAAGAUAAUCCACAGACCUUGUUGUGACCAGUUUCAUGUAGGAACUGUUUUUUUCUACGGAACUACACCUGCCAACUGUAUCACUGUGCAGAAGGAAGAGUGCAUCUACUGCUAGCUCACCUAGCACCCCAGAGCGAGCUAACCUUAAAGCUCAACAGAGGAGGAUGCCAUGGAUGUAUAAAGAGAAGUGUAUACAGCAGUGGAGGUAGAUCCCGAUUUAUUCCUAUGAACAUUGCUCAGUAGCACAUGAAGCCAAAAAAACUUAUGUGGUAUGAAAAUAUCUGGAUUUCCCCCAUCGUGGUGACCAAAGAACAAGUGCACUAUAGAGACAUAUGGCAGCUGAGCAGCUAACUUCUGCAGGUCAGGCAGCUAACUUCCAGUUUCGCCCUCUGCUUACUUAAAUGAAUAUACGACUUGUAUUUUCGAAUAUAUGACUUUUGGAAUGCUGUUAGACUGAAUUGAUCAAAUUAUGAUAGUGAAAAGAGUCAUAUUGUGGGGGUUGUGACACUCAAAAAAAUGUAGCCACUGAUUUAAAGUGGUCACUGUUAUAAACAUGAGCCUCUCAUCCAUGAGUAGAUGCACGCUUCCUUCUGCACAGUGAUACAGUUGGCGGGUGUAGUUCAGUAGACAGAAAACAGUUCCUAUAUGAAACUGCUCACAACAAGGUCUGUGGAUUAUCUUGUGCAACUGAAUCAUGAUUUCUAGAAAGAGACAUUGCUGUUGAGUUUUUCAAGUGUAUUUUUUGGCACUUUGAGCACCACAAGCCAAGUGUCAUCUAGUUCCAUUAUAUUGCAGAAAAGGCAGAUAUCUCUACAGAUGAUAUCUCAAACACUCGGCAGCUCACACCAAAACAAUCUAGACUGAUAAACAGCACUACAGGUAAGAGGAAAAAAUACGUAUUUUUGAUUUUUGGGUCAACUGUCCCUUUGAAGAUGAAGGAAGAGGAUGUGUUAACAAAAGUGAAUGGAGCUCAAGUCCAGAAGCACCUCAGUAAUUAUUACAUACCUGCAGGCUUGGAAUGGAAAUGCUGAUGUAAGCUAAAUGUGUGGCAAAGUAGGACUUUAACUUUUUAAUCUUUUGAGGUCAUUUUUGUAGUUUCUGUGCAAAUUCAGCAACCAAUUAUAAUCUGCUGGGCUCCACAUAUGAUGAGCACUUUUAUCCUGUUUUUCCUUUUGGCAAACAUUUAGUCAGCUCAAUUUGGGGAUUAUUAAAAUUACACAAAAAGGAAACAAAAAUUAGACAUUAAAACAGGUAUCAUCGAACUUCCUUAGACCUGAAACUGUUUUAAAAAAUAACUGUCUUCCCACAAGUAAGAUGCAAGCAGAAGGUUCAUCUGUGGGAUUUUUUCUUUGCCAUAAAAACAGAACAGAACACACAUGGCUGUAAGAACACAGGCGAUCUGUAGUGACAGGUGUUUUGCAUUGAGGGACACUUUAACCAAAUAACUCUUCCUGCAACAUGUCAGUCUGUGAUUGUUUUGCAUGUGAAACUGGCCACAUUUUGAGUCACUUUUUCUUCUGUUCUUUCUGUUGAAUGUUAAAAGGGUACACCAUUGAUUUACUUCAACUUGUACUCUGUGUGAAAUAAGCAAUCAUUGAAACAUUUUGCAAAAAAAAUGUCUAUUUCUCAUGCUGAUGUCAGUUCUGCUGCACUAGUUUAGCAUCAGGUGCACAUCAGGCCAGGGCCAAGACUUUUUUUAAAAAUAGAUUUCAUCCAGGCCCUCUUUUCCCAACUUGUGUGAGGCAAACUAAAAUCAAAGUGCACCCAAGUGCCAACGCUGUGAAUUGUGAUCUUUUGCAACACUUUAAAAUAAUGUCAUAUUCUUCCCAUGUUUUUUGCACAUCAUAAAGAAGGGUCUUUAGAGUAACUGCUAAAAUUUGACAUUGAUUCACUCACUCACCCCUGAGAGAACUCACAGGGGAAAACAACUUUGAAGGAAAAUUCAAGGCCAAUUUACAACACAAAAUUCCGCAUUUCUUCUGUUAGGUGCACAACAUAUUUCAGUCGCUUUUUGGAUUUAGAGAAGUAAGUGAAUUGACCUCGACUCUGACGGAGUCCACUGUGAAGGCAGAUAGAGGAAAUAGGAAGCAACUGUUGAAUGAAGGGAGUUUAAUUUAAGAUGUUUUAGAUAAGCUUUUAGCGAAGGAUUUCCACCCUUCUUUCCUCCUGUGUGACCAGACCUGAUGCAACUGGAUAAUCUGUAAAUUAAAAUAAAAUGUUUCAGUUUGUUCUUGAGUUUUUUGGA
Messenger RNA from Epinephelus moara (kelp grouper), 8111 nucleotides. RefSeq names its product KIAA0319-like ortholog. The transcript has 25 exons. NCBI's taxonomy places the organism in Eukaryota, Metazoa, Chordata, Actinopteri, Perciformes, Serranidae. Bases 1413 to 4355 code for a protein of 980 amino acids. The record is from RefSeq and is a predicted model, not a curated record. Gene Ontology annotation, cellular component: cytoplasmic vesicle; plasma membrane.